UCAAUUAAACACAGAGCUUAUUAUUUGAAUAAAUAAUGAAGGAAUUGUGCUUGUCCUUCAACCAUUUUAAGUGGGUAUAUAUUUUUUGGCAUUGGGGUUUCAUUCUCGUUGACGACUGAUGUUUCAGAUCUCUGGUUUCGAGUGACACUGAGUCUAUCAGGCAUUCUGGUGCGCGUUUUAGUGUGCAGGUCACGGCGCAUUGUUUCAGCAGAUACAAUUUUUCUACCGCAGAAUCGUUACCCUCUGAAUGACCCCAUCGCGUGCUCGCCUCCAGUCUGAUGGUUUAAGAAGUCCCGACUCUAACCAGAGGGUGGCGCACGGCUACCAUAUACAAGCAAGUGAUUUAACUGCUAGUUCGCUGAAACUGUUGUUGCGCGCUCCCGUGUCCCAACAAUUCCACCCUGAUUUCCUGCUUACGCUUAGUUUACCGCUGGAGGUCACAGAAUAGGAUUUACGACUGGUCAACAAAAACACGUGAUUCUAAGCCGUAGCCCAUAUUUGGGAGCCUACGUAAGGGUGCAUUAAGUCUGUGUCUCACUCAUUUCCAUAAUUCAUCAUAAAUUGUGCAAGGGUGCAAUAGAAGCUCAAAACCACCAAGAGACACAAAUCAAACUCACACGGCAUCAUUGUUCUCUCCAUAAAGGUAGUUGUAGUAAGUAAAAGUAAUUAUAAGGUAAUUGUCAACCAAUGAGCUCUUAUUUCGUGAACUCAUUUUGCGGUCGCUAUCCAAAUGGCGUGGACUAUCCCUUACAUAACUAUGGAGAUCACAACUCUAGUGGCCAAUGCAGAGAUUCUACGGGCAUGCAUUCGGGCAGGUAUGCUUGUGGCUACAAUGGAAUGGAUCUCAGCACCGGGCACUCCACCCCCGGACACUUUCUUUCAUCUGGUGAGCGAACUCAAAGCUACAAAGACAGUCCAACUGCGACGCCUGUCCGGUACAAUCAGCCCGUUACCGCUAGCAGCGCUGAACCUUCCUCUGAUCAUCUCCCCUGCUCAUCCUUAGCCAACUCUCCUGUCAGUGAGCAGCCACACCGCGCCCUAAAAAACUCACUACCAAGCACCGCUGGCUCUGCGUCCAAAAGCGUUGGAUCGGUUCUCAGUCGGGAGGACGUUUCGAAAGAGUCCAGCUCUAUGGAGAAAGAAAAACCACCGGGUAGUGGACAGAUAGCUUCACAGAAUGUGUCCGAGGCACCGCAGAUUUAUCCAUGGAUGCGAAAACUUCAUAUAAGUCAUGAUAAUUUGGCCGGACCGGAGGGGAAAAGGCCCAGGACAGCCUACACACGCUACCAGACACUUGAGCUCGAGAAGGAGUUCCACUUCAACCGAUACCUGACACGUCGCCGAAGAAUUGAGAUUGCACACACUCUUUGUCUCUCAGAAAGACAAAUCAAAAUAUGGUUUCAAAACCGCAGAAUGAAGUGGAAAAAGGACAACAAACUGAAGAGUAUGAAUAUGGCAGCUGCAGGAAGCGGAUACCGGCCUUAAAAUGUAUAUAGUGCAUAUUUACAUCUAUAAAAUGUGUUAGUGUUUGAAUAUAUGCGUGAUGUGUGUGCGUGCGCGCGUUUCCUUAUUCUAAGUGUGUGUUUCACAAGGGAAUGAAUUUUACAAAAGAACUUUCCACUUGUUAUGUGAAAGUAAACGCCCUGUGUAGCGGCCUUGGAUAAAAAAGUAAAUUUCCCUUCUGUGUUUUCAUGUAAUGUGAAUAGAUAUUUGCAUUAUCUUAGUAAAAGGAAUGUGUAAAUAAAUAUAUCAGCUUUGAAUAAAAUUACUUUAGGUAGGCUAUCUAAAGUACACUGGAUAAGCAAAUCAGUAAAAUGUUAGAUUCUUACCAAAUUAAGUUUAAAAACGUUUUUGUCGUCUGUUUGUCUUGAAGUUUGUACAUAUUGAUGUGCUUUAUAGGCUAUUUAUUUAAAAUCGAUAUCAAAUAUCGAUAGUAUGUUAUGUCAAACUGAAGUAGAACUGUUUUGUUCGUGUUGUUCUGUCAACGUUAAGAAUUGAUAAAACGUUCUGCUCAGACAGUUUCGCACAUUUUUCAAUUUGAAUGUUUGUGUGUUUUGCGUUUUCAAAUGUUUGCAGUGGUGUCACUCGAUUUAUUUAUUUAAUUUACCUUCUUGUGAAAAUUUAAUAACAAAGAAGUCCAGAAACAGUAUUGCCAACAAUAAAUGCUAUGUUAAAAACAAUAAAGUUUACCUGCAAUAUUAAAUCUUUUUGUAAGAUUUGUUCCAUUCCAAGGUGUUUUGUGCAAGGGAAAGUCGUUUAUAUGAAAAUGUACCACACAACAGUUUAAAAAUUAUUAGCGUGAGGUUGAGCAUUGGUCAUGUAAAACUGGAAUUAAAUAAAUAUUCCACAAUUCUAGGUGCUUUAGAGCAAUUCGAUUAUUUUUUCAAAAGUUUAAGUUGUUCAAUACUGUUGAAUCAACAGGUAUGUGACGCACUAAUCUCUACUUCCCUCAAAAAGGGCACUUAGGUCCCCUUGCCAACUUGUCAAUAAGAGUGUGCGUCCACGCCCAGUGUCCCGCACUCUUCUCAUUAAUUCAUUUUCCUUCCUUGGAAAUCAGGGUUUUGAGCGGAAAUUUUACUAGACCCUUUACUAUUCUGGAUCCGUGACAUUGUCUGGUAAGAUAAAUAAUGAGGUUUUGGUCCACGAAUUAGAUCGUAAAAUUCACUCGGACUGAGACUGCAGAUAGGCUCACUGGCCAUAAAACAGUCACGUGGUGGCAAUUAAAGUCAGUUUUAUGGUUUUGGGGAGUCGACACUAUAUCGCAUAUAAAGUUAAAUCGCACUGACGUGGAGCUUCGUUUUCUUUCU
Messenger RNA from Danio aesculapii, 2807 nucleotides. RefSeq names its product homeobox A5a (gene hoxa5a). The transcript has 2 exons. Gene Ontology annotation, molecular function: DNA-binding transcription factor activity, RNA polymerase II-specific; RNA polymerase II cis-regulatory region sequence-specific DNA binding. Bases 688 to 1485 code for a protein of 265 amino acids. Gene Ontology annotation, biological process: regulation of transcription by RNA polymerase II; anterior/posterior pattern specification. The record is from RefSeq and is a predicted model, not a curated record. Lineage: Eukaryota; Metazoa; Chordata; Actinopteri; Cypriniformes; Danionidae. Gene Ontology annotation, cellular component: nucleus.